Messenger RNA from Truncatella angustata, 734 nucleotides. RefSeq lists its product as uncharacterized. NCBI's taxonomy places the organism in Eukaryota, Fungi, Ascomycota, Sordariomycetes, Amphisphaeriales, Sporocadaceae. The record is from RefSeq and is a predicted model, not a curated record. The transcript is spliced from 2 exons. Bases 131 to 550 code for a protein of 139 amino acids.
UAGGCACUGUAGCCAUGGUCCUACGUGCUAGCUCAAGUUGCUAUAAUGGGAUACCAUAGUCGACGCCAGGUUGUUUGGUCCGUUUGUUUCCGGUAGAAGAGAUUUCUGCAGAACGUUGCGCACAAGAACCAUGAACCCAGUCACCUUGAGUUUACAACUACUUGGGGUCACUCGUGGUUUCUUUCAGACACGCAAAUGUCUAUGGAUCAGUCUCGUCACGGAUCAGUCUCGUCACGGAUCUGUCUCGUCACGUAUUUGCAACACACAUCAUGAUGACAACGAUCGGCCAUGGUCAACAACUAUAGAUUCUGGCUGGUCAUUUUUAUUUCAUCCCAAGGGCUUGCAGAUAUCUGGUCCACAGGAGAACAUGAACCCCAUGAAUAGCUGCAACUACUCAAAUAUCGCAAAGCGUCUCAUCUUUGUUCACUCGACACUGGUCUUUACAUAUUGGUUUGCAAUAAGAAAACCUCGAUGCUUACCAUUGCCACGAAGACCAUGGCCGGCGAGAUGUCUGCUCAACAAAUCGCCACAAAUAAUCACAAGUCAAUAAUCGACUGUACAAGCAUUGUGUAUAAGACCACAAUUGAUGAAACAACAGCGUUUCCUUGGUCGGCGAUAGGAGCAUUGCUUUUAUGAAUUUCUGUGACUUGCAGCCUGCAUAUUCCGCAAAACAACAAGGUCAUUGAUCCGCCAUCUAGACAAGCCAUUGUUCACCGUACGCAAUCGACGAUUCC